GAGACCGAGGAAGUUCAAGCGGAAGAACUCGAAAUCUGCUUAAGGGCACUGUGGCCGGGGCCUCCUGACACGCGGAGUAGUAUGGCCAAUCUGGCGUCGACGUACCGGAAUCAAGGCCGAUGGGCAGAGGCCGAGUCGUUGGACUUACAAGUUAUGGAGAUAAGAAAAAGGGUACUGGGGCCGGAGCAUCCCGACACGCUGACCAGCAUGGCUGAUCUAGCGUUGACGUAUCGGAAUCAAGGCCGAUGGGCGGAGGCUGAAAAUUUGCAAGCAAAAGCACUUGAGAUCCGCUUGAGAGUGCUGGGGCCGGAGCACCCUGACACGCUGACCGGCAUUAACAAUCUUGCUUGUACUUGGAAAGGCCAAGGUCGUCAUGAUGACGCAUUGGACUUGAUGCGCCGUUGCGUCCAGCUCAGCCAGCAAGUACUUGGCCCACAUCACCCUCGUACGAUGUCCAGGCUUUGUGAACUAGAUAUAUGGCAA
Messenger RNA from Microdochium trichocladiopsis, 483 nucleotides. RefSeq lists its product as uncharacterized. Gene Ontology annotation, biological process: microtubule-based movement. The record is from RefSeq and is a predicted model, not a curated record. Gene Ontology annotation, cellular component: cytoplasm; kinesin complex; membrane-bounded organelle. Lineage: Eukaryota; Fungi; Ascomycota; Sordariomycetes; Xylariales; Microdochiaceae. The transcript has a single exon. Gene Ontology annotation, molecular function: kinesin binding. The annotation marks the transcript as partial.